AUGUCAAUUAUCUAUAAUCUAUUGAAUCCUUUUAUAUUAUCUAUCUAUCUCUAUGUACCAAUAUCAAUAUCUAUGGGAAGCAAUUUUCAAUAUCUUAUCUAUCUAUCUAUCUAUCUAUCAAAUCUAUCUAUUUAUCGUUUACAUUUUCUAUUAUCUAUCUUUCUCUCUCUCAAUCAGAAUAUCCAUUACCAUUUAUUCAUUUUAACAUCUACUUUACAUGUUCUGAAAAAUUUAUCUCUCUCUAUCUAUAUCAUACAUAAAUAUUAUCUAUCUAUCUAUCUAUUUUUACGUUCCGGGUUAUUUUUCUUUAUUUAUCUAUCUAUCUAUUCAUCUAUUUAUCUAUCAUCUUUUUACAUGUUCUAUCUCUAUUUCUCUAUAUCUAUUUAUCUAUCUAUCUAUCUAUUUGAUUACCCUUUUUCUCAAAUGGAGACAUUUUAUAUCUAUAACCAUGAAAUGAUUACUUUUAUAUCAGCCUGUCCCCAUCUAUCUAUCUAUCUAUCUAUCUAUCUAUCUAUCUAUCUAUCUAUCUAUCUAUCUAUCACUAUUCAUUUGUGUCUCAGUCUAUAUCUAUCCAUUUCUCAGCUUCUUCAUAUUUAUCUAUCCCAGCAUGUUCUUUUUAUUUAUUUUGAUCUCUUCCUUAUCUAUCUAUCUAUCUAUCUAUCUAUCUAUCUAUCUAUCUAUUUGUCUGUCUAUCCAUCUCAGACUCUUCAUACCUCUUAA
This is a messenger RNA of Acanthosepion pharaonis, 720 nucleotides long. Lineage: Eukaryota; Metazoa; Mollusca; Cephalopoda; Sepiida; Sepiidae. The record is from the annotation of a GenBank genome assembly.